AUGGCAGGACCAGAAUCAACAACCAAAACAACCACUGUCAUCACCAACACCGACAACAGCACCACCACCAUGGCUCAACCACUAACCAAACCAACUCGAAGGUUCGUUGGUGUAAGGCAAAGGCCAUCGGGACGAUGGGUGGCGGAGAUAAAAGACUCAUCUCAACGUGUUAGGUUAUGGCUAGGCACUUACGACACUCCUGAAGAAGCUGCUCGAGCUUACGACGAAGCAGCUCGUGCUCUCCGUGGUGAAAAUGCUCGAACCAACUUUGCAUCGGUUAACAACUCGUCGACACAACCGAUUAUUUCCGGUUCUAACGGCCGACAACACGGACUAAGCGCGUUCUCGUCGUUGAAAGCUAAGUUGAGCAAGAACUUACAAAGCAUCAUGGCUAGGAAUGGUGAGAACAAGUCGACGAAAAGUAGGGUGAGUGAUCAUUUUACUUUCGCUAGCAUAUUCCAUUUUAGAAACAACCAGUACCACACUAACCAGGACCAGAAUAUACACAAAGUGGUACAACCGAGUAUAGUUGUACCACGUAUAGGAAACGAACCGCCGCCGCCGCCGCCACCACAACCACCGUUGUCUUGGGAUAGUUCUAGUGUUUCGGAUUGUAGUAAUGAGUGGAUCGGGUUUCGACAACUUGGGUUGGAUUCGGAUGGGUCGGAUAUUGGUGAAGUUAGCUUUCGUGAUCAUCAUGGAUUUAGUGAUGAAAUGAUGGGGUGGAUUGAUAGUCCAGAUCAUCAUCAUAAUAAUAUUAGUUCGAGAUUAAUUAGUGGUGAUUAUGAUGAUGAUAAUCAUGGUUCGAGGAGCAAGAGGUUUAAAGUUUCUUCAUCUGUUGUGGUUCCUCCAACUUUUAGUGGAUCAAGUUAUCAUAAUUAA
This is a messenger RNA of Gossypium arboreum, 882 nucleotides long. RefSeq names its product ethylene-responsive transcription factor ESR1-like. Gene Ontology annotation, molecular function: DNA binding; DNA-binding transcription factor activity. Lineage: Eukaryota; Viridiplantae; Streptophyta; Magnoliopsida; Malvales; Malvaceae. The coding region runs from base 1 to 882 and encodes 293 amino acids. The record is from RefSeq and is a predicted model, not a curated record. The transcript has a single exon. Gene Ontology annotation, biological process: regulation of DNA-templated transcription.